This is a messenger RNA of Vitrella brassicaformis, 7797 nucleotides long. Lineage: Eukaryota; Vitrellaceae. The record is from the annotation of a GenBank genome assembly.
UUCAGCUGGAGGGCUGGCCCUGUGGCUGCAGGGCUGGUUCUGCAGCUACAAGCUGGCCUUCUGACUGCAGGGCUGGCCCCAGGGGCAGACAUGGCAGCCUUCGGCCGCAAAAUGUCCGUGUCUCUCUUGCCAUGCUUAAUUUGACAUGAACCUCUCUCAGGGGCCUGGCUUCCGUUCUCCAUUCCAUCGUGUAUCCGUGUGUGUCUCAACCUCAAAACACAUGUAUCAGAAGAGCAGAGGCCGUCGCAAACCACAUCAUAAGUGAAUGCAUCCGAUCCAAAUCAUGGAUCGCAGCAGCCAAAUUAACGCCGACAUGGCCAACCCACCAAUGUCACAUCUUGGCUUGCAAGAGAGAGACGAAAACGGCGGAUGUCGUGCGCAUAAAUUUGGGUCUCAGAGGGGUGGGGCGACGGACCGCCUUAAUUGUUUUUGACGGCCUGCCCUCCCGCCGACUCCCAUGUGUUUCUUACAUGGGUGUGUGUACUGUAUAUGUAUCUGUAUGUGUCUGUGGGGAGGCAGACAGAGCCAACAAACGAGUGACCGCUCGAGAGCGAUUGCCACAUGUGAUGCUGCUCUGCUGCCUUGCCUCUCCUCUACCGCACUGCACUGUACUGUACUGUACCCAGCUUCAAGCGCACGUGUGUGUGGAGUGGAGCAAGAAAGACAAAAAGAGAGAGACACUACCGCCUCACUACCGCAUGAAUGAAUGGCAUUAGGGCAGCAUGUAUGGACGUACAGAAAAUUGCCCGGCCGGCUGCAUGGCCAUGCAGCCAUGCACAUGUGCGUACAUGUACGUAUCGAAAAACGCCGACCAUAUCACUGACCUAUGGCAGCCCCUUGUCUUGCCGCCCUCCCUGCUCGAUGCCGACCGAGUUGACGAUAACCACCAUACACCAACCACCAUCUUCCAAGGAUGCGGCCCGUUAUAGGAAGGCAUCUUUGAACUGUUGGAUCAGCUCUGCAUUUGCCUCCAGGGCCUCGAGUUGCGCUUCGACAAGACCUGCACAAGAGACGGAGCCACAGGCAGGCAGAAGACAGACAGACCGGGGUGGGCACAUACACAUACACACAUACGUACCUGCAAAGUCUUCGGCGGUGCAAUUCGGUGGCAACGUGUCGCGGAAGGUGCCAACGAGAGUUUGAAACGCAUCCUCGUUGCCCAUGAAAUCCACGAGAAGGCCAGCUGCACGCGACGGACACCACACUUUUCACACAUUCAGCUAGCUGGCUGUGAUCGGCUGUGUCUGUCUGGCUCGUCCAUCGAUUCAGCUUACGGACACGCACGUGCUCACUUACCGAGUAGGGCAGCGAGUUCCUCGCAGUCCUGUUCCUUGACGGCCUUGCUGCCCUCCUUCUGCUUGCCAGCCGUCUUGCCGGGUAUCACGGGAGUGGCAUCGGUAGGGCAGGUGAAAGUCAUGGUCUUGAGUGCAGCAGUGAAAGCGUCGACCUGGUCGGGAAGUAGCUGCUGUUUCACUUUCUCUAGCGCUGCGUCUGUCACCACACAUGAGUCAGACGAGACGAGCAGCUUGCAUCGAGUUAUAUACUGUGUGACAACCUCGUGUAUUGUACCCAUGAAGCCAUCGAGGCCUCCUGAAGAUUGGCAGAUGAUCAAUCCGUAGAUACCCAGGAAGAAGUCAAUGGCUGCCCCAUCACCACCAUUGGCGCCCGUGAAUAUGGAAACUGAAGACAGCGAGAGAGAGACGCCGAUGGAAAUGCCGUUGUCUUCGCCUUCCUGCCUUGCGAGAAUCGCUCUCUGCUCAUCCAUCCAUGUGUGCAUGCUUACUCAUGAUGACAAUCAGCACAGUAAAACUAAUAGUGAACUGUUCCUUGACGGCCUUGCUGCCCUCCUUCUGCUUGCCAGCCGUCUUGCCGGGUAUCACGGCAGUGGCAUCGGUAGGGCAGGUGAAAGUCAUAUCCUUGAGUGCAGCAGUGAAGUCGUCGACCUGGUUGGGGCUGGUGGAGAUCAUCUUCGCUUCGACAGAAUCUAGAUGUCAUCACACACGCAUCAGACAAGUGGGUGUGUGACACAUACUGUCUGAUGCGCCGCGUCGCGUACCGAAGAAGCCAGACAGGCCUCCUGAGGAUUGGCAGAUGAACAAUCCGUAAAUACUCAGGAAAAAGUCAAUGGCCUUGCCAUCACCGUCACCGCCCGUGAAUAUGGAAACUGAACACAGCCAGAGAGAGACACCCAUCGGAAAUGCUCUUGUCUUCGCCUGCCUUGCGAGAAUCGCUCUCUGCUCAUCUAUCCAUGUGCGCGCGCUUACUCAUGAGCACAAUGAGCACUGAAAUAGUCUGUUCCUGGACGGCCUUGUCGCCCUGCUUCUCCUCGCUGCCUGCCGCGUCGGAGGCCUGCCGCAAGGCGUCAAUCAGCUCGUCAAUCUUCGCGUCCGUCAGGCCAAGCUUGCCGGCCUGGAUGCGCAGCUCCUCAAUGAUGUCAGCUGCACAGCGAGACGGCCAAUCGUGGGUGCAUACGUGUCCUCUUGUCAUCAGCUGUCCUCCCUCCCUCCCUCCCUCCCUCCCAUGUGUGUGUGUGUGUGUCGGUCUCGAUGUAGGUGUACCAACCAAUAGAGAGGUCACUGAGCUUGAAGAGCGCCGUCGCAGUGUCGAUGCAGCUGGCGUCUUGACAGAUGGACAGGAACAACCGGACUGAGACAUCACACACACACAUGGCAGCACAGACACAAGAGCAGAUGUCAGUCAGUCAGUCUGCCUGUCACCCUGCCGCGCUGUGUGUGGUAUGCGUGGAUGCGUACCGAACUGUUCAGGCUUGAGAAAACCGGGGAUGGUGACAAUAGGGCCCUGCUCCUUGCCCCUCUUGCUGCCCUUGUCCUUCUGCUGCUUGCCCUUGUUGUCUUUGCACACAACGGGGUUGUCGGCGUCGAUCCCUUCAAGCGCGUACUGCACCGACACAGUGAACUGGACACUGUCGACAGCCUCUGGACGCACACCCAACACAGGCGGGGGGAAGGGGAACGAACGACGAAUGGGUUCUUCCAGUCAGCUCUCUCUCUCUCUCUCUGGAUGUGUGUGUGUGUGUGUGCCGGUGUGUGUGACGACACCAGCUUACUUACCGAGGAGUUUGUCGAGGCUCUCGGGAGGCACCGUCGAGCUGACAAACUUGGCCACCUCACUGAAGCAUUUGUCGCGAAUCCUCACUUGGUUGCAGGGGCCCUCAAGGUAUGCUUCUGAGAGGACGGACGGCACCACCGACAGGCAGAUAGAGACACAUGGGACGGAUGGAUCUGUUCGGUGCGUGAACCAAGUGCGUACUUAUGACUCUUGCGAUCUCGUCCACCUUGGCCGCAAAGUCAGCAGGGUGACUGGUGCCUGAAGCGGUCGUGGUAUUAGUCACGUCUCCAGUCGUCUUCAUGACAGACACGUCAGAUACUUCAGUCUUAUUGGUUGGCUGAGAUACUUCUCUCUUGUCGAUUGUCGUAUCCUCCUUCUUGGCGGUGCUGCCCUGUGACCGCCGGCAGAUGACUUGGUCUGAGCAGGCGAGCGUCGAGAAAUCCAGCAGGGCCUGACUCACAGGCUCCAGCUGUGUCCACGCAUUGAACUUGGCUGCGAACUCUGGAGCACGGGUGGUGCCCUCGUCGGCGUCCACCGCCUUGACAGUACACCACACAUCAGCUGCAGCCACCCACGCACGAACGCACGCACCCACCAAGAUAUGUCGAGUCGUGUGCGUGCUGUUUUGGCGUGUGCCUCACUGGCAAGUGACUGAGCGGAUGCCUGGUUGGCCCCCAGGCCGAGUUGCCUGAACGCCGAGUUAACCAAAGCCUGUCUCAGGUCUUCACCAGCGGCAUCGACGGCCUUAAUAGCCUUGUACGAGAAAGCUGCAUACACACACACACACACACAGACACACACAUCCAUGUGGUGCACAUGAAUGUUGCAUGUCCGUCCGUCUGUCUGUCUGUCUGUCUGAAUGUGUGUGAGUACCGAGCUGAUCCACAAGCAGGGGGUUGUAGUCUUUGAGGUUGACGAGGCACAAAAGAACAUAGCUGUCGACGUCGGCCGACUGGACCGGUAGGUCUCCGCACGCCUCGGGGGCGUCGAUCUCUUUGGUGCGAGCGCACCGGGCCCCUCCAUCCCUCCCCGUGGCUGUGCUGGCAGCCGUCUCAGCAGCCUCUACGAUCUUUUCUAUCUGAUCCUCACGUAGACCGGCUUUAGUCGCCAAAUCCCUGAUGGACAGGACAGCAGGACGAUGGGUGGUCAUGACCGAUGAAUGUAUCCAUGUGUCUGUGUGUAUGGCCGCUUACGUAACCACAGCUAUAUCGAACGUGAACAGGUCGCCGAGCUCGAGGGCGAAGACUUCAAGUAGUCUCUCUUCGACAUCGUUCUCGAAGACCUCCUCCGCAAUGACCGCCUCCAAAAGCUUCAAAGUCGUUUCAAAGUCGUCAAGCGCGCCACCGAACAGGUUCUCAAGGAAGAGGGCCUCCUCCUGUGGGUCGAGUUUCUCGAGAAUGUCCUUGAGCAGCUCAAUCUCAUCAGCGGAGGUUUCCAGGAACUCCAUAGCAAUACCUACACAGAAGAGUUAGAGACCAAAGAUCCGUGUGCGAAUGUCUUGCGCGUGCCAGUCGCCUGCGCACCGAACAGCUUGGCAUCCUCAGCAACGUUGUUCGUGAUGCUAAGGAAGCAGCCGACUUCUGUGAUUGAGCAGGGGAAGUCCAUCUCCUUGCGCGCCUUUCCGCCCUUGGUGGCCUUCUUGGCCGGUUUGCCCUUCUUGUCCUUGCCGCCCUUCUUCUCCCCGGCUGUAUCCGACAACGAGCACGUGAGACUCGUCGGCUGUGGCAGCACUUUAUUGAGAGCCCCCAGCACAACACUGCACACACACACACACACACACGUACGGAGGGAGGGCGAAAGAAAAAGAAACAAACAUACAAUCCAUGCCGUGCAUUAAAGAGACAUGACGUGCGUCCCCGGGCUUACGUGCACAGCUCUUCAAAGCCUGUCUCUGCCUCAAAUGUGACGAUGAGAGUCUCGACGAGCGUCUCAACCGCCUCCGCGGAGAGUUUCUCGAGCAGCAUGUCUUCAGGCAGCUUCAGUAGGUCGACAAGCAGCUCCUCCGCAUCCUUGAGGCCGAGCACCUUGAAGAGCUCCUCAGCGAAGCUAUCGAGGGCAAUGCUCUUGGGAAGGUCGAGGAUUGAGAGGACUGCGCACACAUCCAGACACAGACACGACGGACAGGCACACAUGACAUCCAUCCGUGCGUCCACGCUUCCAAUCGUCACGUGUUUGUGGAGUACGUACCAAGAACUUCUGCCUCAUAGGUUUUGUUUGCGGCGAUGAGACAGUCCACAUAAUCCUCGACGGCCUUGUUAGCGAUCAGCUCCGGAGCGUCCAGAAAGUCGCACAUCGUUGCCAUCGCCGUCCGGUUUCGUCGGCGGCGGCGGCGUUGUUGGGCCGCUUCGACGGCCUCCUCAAAAUCUGCGACAUCUGCGGCCGGAAUAGACUCAAGAGAGCUCUGGACGGCAGCUGCAUGCAAAAAUCAAUCCCAUGGCCACUGCAUUGUCCAUCGUCCUCUGCCAUCUGUGUGUGGCGGGGUACUUACUGAUAAAUGGAGAAUCGGCUCCGAAGUCGUUGACGACUUGGUUGACGAGCUCUUGCUGCUCUUCAGUGGGGCCGUCGACAAGGUUGGGGUCAUCCAGCACCACGAAAACCGCAGCUGCAUAGACGGCCGACAUCCAAGGCGACACAUGCUGUUUGUGUUUGCUGUUGUUGUUUCACUCAGACGUACCAACGGCCGCCUCCUGGAAAUCUAGGCUCGGCAGAGAAUCGAUGCAGGAAGCGUAGAAAUCCUCCACAUCUUCUGGGCUGCUCAGGGUCGUCCUUCCAGCCAGAACAUCCUCCACGCAUCCCUGUUCUUUCUUGGCGGGUUGGUCUUUGGCGGCCAUUUUGGAGAGCUCCUUGCCCUUCUUCCUCGCAACUUCAGCAAUGACGUGUGUGAUGAUUACCUUGCCGUCAAGCUGGCACACAUACACACACAGGUGACCGCAACAGACAGGCAAUGAUGAACCAGAGAGUGAGUGAGCAUCCCCUGUAAUGCUGCAGUAAGAGCGUGAUUUGAGUGAGCACCUUGGUGGUCAGGAGGACGCUCUUGUUGCCCUUUCGGCGAGCCAUGCUGAUGACGGCUUGCAGCGCCUUGCGGUCCAACCCACUUAUGAGAUCACUGCAUCACACACACACACACACACAGAUAUAAGACGCGUUGAGCAUGUGCGCCUCGCACUCACGGGAUGGCUUUGUCGAGGCCCUUGUCAUUCUUGAAUGUGGCUACAAACCCUUCCAACAUGGCAGCCGCCACCGAUGGCGACUCGAACGUCCUGCCUGCGAUCAGGUGUUUCGAAGCGGCCAGGCCACGGCGACCGAAGAUUGCUGACGACCAACACAGCAACCAACAACCAAGCACCACAGACACACAGGACAGCUGACGUCUUUGUGUGCGUGUGUGUGUGUCGUGGAUGGCUACCACUGACUAGUUGCAGGGCGAGCUCAGGGUCGAAAGCCGAAAAGGCGGCCACCAAACCUCCUAGGGAGACAAUGGCACGGUAGCAUAGGAGGAGAGAUGCCAACAGUUGCCAAAAGAGUGCUUUCUCCGGGAACUGACCGAUAAUCGGUUGCAGCUCAGUCGCCGAGAGCUCAUCGAGGCACUCUUCGACAAAUUCGUCGACGUCAGGGAGCACAGCCGCCAAGUCGCAGCCCCAGUCGACUGGAAGACCCUCCAAAUCAUCAAUGAGCUCCUCCAGCGUCGAUUCCUUGACCGCCUUGUCCUGCUUGCUCUUUUUCUUGCGCUUGUCUACGCCAGCUUUGGGCUGCUGUCCCUUGAGCUUAGCCAUCGCCUUCUUGGCUGCGUCAGCAAAGUACGCCGCCACAGGCCUACCCUCAACUGUGAACGAGAGGAGGGAUGAGUCACCCCUGCCAGCAGCCGACCCGCCGAAUGUCUUCUCCAGCACGUCAAGGAGCAUUCUCGGCUCCAGGCUCUCCAGGAUCUUGGUGAGCUUCUUGCCAGCGCCCGGUGUGUCGGCAAACUGCUUGGUGUACUUGAGCAGGAAGGGGCCGGCGAGCUCGGGGUGGUUCUCGGGCUUGAACAGGUCGCUGUCGAAGAAGAGUCCGACCAGCUUGGUCGCCUCAGAAAGCCCCAUGUCCUCCAGGAUGAAAGGCAGCGCCUCCAAGUACUUAGGCAAGUUGACGAAAACAGUGACUGAGUGCAACAGUAAGGAAACCAAUCAGGUCGAAACAUAGCUGUCUAUGGGCUCUGGCGGCGCGUACCGAUGCCCUCCAGGAAUUGGUCUGGCGUAUGGACCAAGUCCUUGAGGACCUUCGUGAUGAUCGGCGCUAUCCGUUCACUGUUCUUCUCGGUGGGACACACCAUCCACACGACACACACACACACACACACACAGAACAAGCGAACAUCAUACACAAAAUUUCCCAGCCACGGUCGUGUUUGUAUUCCAGCAGCUGCCCCAACGUACUACAGCUGACACGUCAAGCUCGGAAACGGCGUCGACGAUUCCAUCGAUGACGUCCGCUGGCACAUCAGUCUGCUCCUUCUUGGCGCCUUCUGCAUACAUAUCACGGCAUGACACAGCACAAAGAAAGUGAUUCCAGUACUUGUCGAGCGGUGUUUGUGGCGUCCUUCACCUGUUUUCGGCGUGAGGAAGGUGCCGGGCUGCUGCGGCGGGGCGGCCGACGCAGAGAGGAUGAGGGCCACCAGGGCGGCUACCGCUACAUUCCCCCUCAUCUGGGCCGUAUACAGGGAAAUAUCAGGGCAGGCUUUGAGCGGCGGUU